AUGGAAGUUGCCAACAGGAGCCUGAUUAGGACUAGACUCCGAUUGCCUUCGACUCGCCAAGUGCAACGGCAUGUCUCUGCGGAGUCUAGUCCUCUUUGGGUCAAGACCCAGCCCAAGUCAGAUUGCGACCUGCGCACGCCGCGCUGCUCUCGCUGCCUCAAGCGCAAUGUCCAAUGCCUCUACGCCAACGAGCCCUUGACAGCGUCACCAGUCUCCUCCGAGCAGCCCGGCCGAGAGGAGACAUGGGCGUCGAGGCCUUCCAGUAGCCAUUCCGCGUUGACCACCUACAGGUUUGGAUCUCUGGAUCCAUUCGACUCGUAUCCACAGACGAGACUUCCGAGGGCACAGGUGCAACGUCUCAUCCAUAGCUACGAGGAGCUGCUCGCUCAGAAGGGCUUCCAGUCGUCGGAAGUUCUGAUGGCCGACUCUGUGGCUCUGCUGCGACGGAAAGUCGAGGACUUGUCGUUGGCUGUACAAGAUGGCACGAUGAACUCGGUCAUCACGCUGGCGACGAUAGAGGUCGGUUCUCACGUGCAACGUCCCUGCGUCUUCUAUUCUGACAUCACAUACCCCACCCAGUACGGUAAAGGCAACAUUGAUGUGAGCCACACGCACGUUGAGGGGGUCAAAAGAUUGGUCCAGCUGAGAGGCGGCAUCAACGCCGUCCGGCAGACCAGCCCUCUCACGGCAAGGAUGGUGAGCUGGGCAUCGAUGCUCAUCAUGGCCACCCGCAAUUCGAAACCCAAGACGAUGCCGGCAUUGGGGACGGCAUACCGCCUAUCCCGGAAUCCAUCGAUAUCAGCCCCAUCACCCGUGAGCCAAUGCCUGCGGUACUCUACUGCGCUCUACAUGUUCAUCAUUCAGGGACCAACAUAUUACCCACAUACUGUCAUCAUGAGCGAUGUUAUCAGGAAUCUGAUCGAGAACCGCGAACAGCUCGAUCCCUCGCCGUUUGAUAUUUGGAUCUUCACCAUCGGUCUCGCAGCCUCGGUGGGCACAGCACAGUACCAGUGGUUCCUCGAGAGGGCGCGAGCUGCGGCGACUAGCCUUCAACUCAGAGAAUGGGGCCAUGUUCUUGCGCAUACCAGGGCUAUAUUGUGGUCAGAAACGUUGUGCGAGGGGGAUGUCUUUCGGCCUGCCUGGGAUGAUAUAUUGUGCUCUCCGAGCAGCAGGGCAGAGUCUCCGAGAUGGGUGGGGUGUAUAAUAUCGGAAGGUUCUGAUUUAGGGUCUUUACGAAUAUGA
Molecule: messenger RNA, 1242 nt
Organism: Verticillium alfalfae VaMs.102
Lineage: Eukaryota; Fungi; Ascomycota; Sordariomycetes; Glomerellales; Plectosphaerellaceae
Product: C6 zinc finger domain-containing protein
Exons: 5
Coding region: 1-1242 (413 amino acids)
Biological process (GO): regulation of DNA-templated transcription
Molecular function (GO): zinc ion binding; DNA-binding transcription factor activity, RNA polymerase II-specific
Source: RefSeq, a predicted model, not a curated record